Solea solea (common sole) is the source of this 3316-nucleotide messenger RNA. RefSeq names its product vacuolar protein sorting 4 homolog A (gene vps4a). Gene Ontology annotation, biological process: endosomal transport; vacuole organization. Gene Ontology annotation, molecular function: ATP binding; ATP hydrolysis activity. NCBI's taxonomy places the organism in Eukaryota, Metazoa, Chordata, Actinopteri, Pleuronectiformes, Soleidae. The transcript has 11 exons. The record is from RefSeq and is a predicted model, not a curated record. The coding region runs from base 239 to 1549 and encodes 436 amino acids.
ACGUUAGCUUCCCUGGCAGCGGUUAGCUUGAUGUUUUGCUGCCGUUGCCGUGGUUUGUUUUAUUUCGAGCUCGACGCAGAAAACCUGUCACUGGAGCUAAGUUUGUUAGCACCGUUAGCUGCGGCAUUGACAUGUCAUCGCGUCAACAACAGCAGCAACAACGCGGGGCUGUUUAACGAGCGACGCGUCUGUCGAAGACAAACAUCUGCGGAGGAAAUCGCAGGAGAAGUGAGAUGAAAUGACAACGUCAACACUGCAGAAAGCGAUUGAUCUUGUGACCAAAGCCACAGAAGAAGACAAGGCGAAGAACUAUGAGGAGGCCUUGCGCCUGUAUCAGCACUCUGUGGAAUAUUUCCUUCACGCCAUUAAAUAUGAGGCUCACAGCGACAAGGCCAAGGAGAGCAUACGAGCGAAAUGCAAGCAGUACCUGGACCGAGCAGAGAAGCUGAAGGAUUAUCUGAAGAAUAAAGACAAACAGGGGAAGAAGCCCGUGAAGGAGGCGCAGAGCAAUGACAAGAGCGACAGCGACAGUGAAGGGGAAAACCCAGAGAAGAAGAAACUGCAGGAGCAGCUCAUGGGUGCCAUUGUCAUGGAGAAGCCUAACGUGCGGUGGAACGACGUGGCAGGACUGGAGGGAGCCAAGGAGGCUCUGAAAGAAGCCGUCAUCCUGCCCAUUAAAUUCCCUCACCUGUUCACAGGCAAACGAACGCCGUGGAGAGGGAUCCUGCUGUUCGGUCCUCCAGGGACAGGGAAGUCGUACCUGGCCAAGGCUGUGGCCACAGAAGCCAACAACUCCACCUUCUUCUCCGUCUCCUCCUCUGACCUCAUGUCCAAGUGGCUGGGAGAGAGUGAGAAGCUGGUGAAGAAUCUGUUCGACCUCGCUCGCCAACACAAACCCUCCAUCAUCUUCAUCGACGAGGUGGACUCGCUGUGUGGCUCCAGGAAUGAGAAUGAGAGCGAGGCCGCCCGCCGCAUCAAGACCGAGUUCCUGGUCCAGAUGCAGGGUGUGGGAAAUAACAACGAUGGUAUUUUGGUUCUGGGAGCCACAAACAUCCCGUGGGUGCUGGACGCUGCCAUCCGUAGAAGAUUCGAGAAGCGGAUCUAUAUCCCGCUGCCGGAGGAGCCGGCCCGCUCUCAGAUGUUCCGCCUCCACCUGGGAAACACGCCGCACAGCCUGAGCGACGCCGACCUGCGACAGCUUGCGCACAAGACGGACGGGUACUCGGGGGCCGACAUUAGCAUCAUCGUCCGCGACGCUCUCAUGCAGCCGGUCAGGAAGGUCCAGUCGGCCACGCACUUCAAAAAGGUUUGUGGUCCGUCGCGCAGCAACUGCCAGGUUAUGGUGGACGACCUCUUGACCCCUUGUUCCCCCGGCGACCCCGCAGCCAUAGAGAUGACCUGGAUGGACGUGCCGAGUGAUAAACUGCUAGAGCCUAUAGUUUGCAUGUCAGACAUGCUGCGCUCUCUGUCCACCACUCGUCCCACGGUCAACACCGAGGACCUGCUGAAGGUCAAGAAGUUCACAGAGGAUUUUGGGAUGGAGGGCUGAGAGGUGAAGCCCCGCCUCCCCCGCCCCCUCCCUCCACUGCUGCACCAUCCUGUAGACGUUCAUGUUCCGCUGAGCGCUCGGUUCACUCCUCAUGGAUUUGAAAUAAAAACUAAAUUAUUUAUUUAUUUCUUCUCAAAAAUCAGUCCAGUAUUAUCAUCAUCAUCAUCAUCGUCAUUAUUAUUAUUAUUGUGAAUCCUCAGAGGAAGUCGAUCCAACGCAGCGACAGAAGAAUCUUGGUGUGAGUUUCCCGGCGCUCUUUCAUCACGCCAUGGCUUUGUCCUGGACUGAGCUGGCUCCGCCUCUGACUGAAGGGCGGAGUCUUUCCAUUGCCAUGAUGCACUUUUUCUCCAUUCUUUUUUUUGUUUUGCUUUGGUGAAGACGUGAAAAGAAGAGACAUAAGAUGUUGGUUCUCCUGCCAGGCAUGUGAGUGUGUGAGUGCAUCCGUGUAAAUGUCUACAUUUGUGUUAAAGUGUUAAAUUAUUCCACUCAUUGUGAUAAUUCACGGUUUGUUUUUGAAGGGAGGCUGUAUGACGUGCUGACGUUCAGAGAAGCAGCAAGAAAAAAAACGUCUUUAUCUCACUGUCAACAGGAAACUCAAGUUUGUAAACCACUCACUCACUCUCUCACACCAAAGUCCACAGAGAAAAUCAGUGAUUUUAGCUGCUGGUCCUCUGCUGCCUCGUGUGGUCACUGUGUGUCACAUAAAUAAAUUGGAAUGAAGAAUUCCAAAAGACAAAGUGACAAAAUCAGACAUUAGAACUUAUUGAUGGAGGCGUGUGUGUGUGUGUGGGGGGGGGACUUUGGUGUGGGAGAGUGAGUGGUUUACAAACUUCAGCUUCCUGUUGAUAAAAGUCUGACUGACUUAGAGAUAAAGACGUGUUUACUAAAAUUGACGUGGAUUUUAUUAUUCUAUAUUCUUCUAAGCUGCUCAGACCAGGAGGGGGCGCUCACAGUGCACUCUGCUGUGACUGUAUGUCAAAUACAAAAAAACCUUUUCACUUUCAUGUUCUGGAAUCUUUAAAAACACAUUUGAUCAACUUUACAGGCCGUUUACUCCAUUUAAACGUUUCAUUUCUAAGUGAUUUAAACUUAAUGGUUGACUGACAAACUUACGUUUCGAUCACAUGAUGUAAUUUACUGAGUUAAAGUUUCCGUCAGCGACGUCGUCGGCUCAGUGGCCCCAUCUGUAGUCAGAAUUUGGAAUUUCCAUGUCACAAACUCGGAGAAUUAACCGUCUUUUUAAAUAAACCGUAUACAGAGAACUGUAUCGUGUUUUUAUCGUAGACACGUCGCGUUUUAACAACUUUGUCCGCUUUUUCAUCGCCGCUAUCCACUUAAAACGUCCGAGUGAGGACACGUUCAUUUCCCAUGAUUCCACGCUGCCCGCAAAAUGUCUUUUUUAAUUGUUUGGAUUGGGAGACACCUAGUGGGCGAAAAAUGUCAUUUUCUCAAUAAUCACUGACGGCAAGCUUUAACGUCUGCACUCCGUUUCCCAGAAUGCACUGUGGUGUCUGUCCGUGUUGGUUUUCGUCACGUUUGUUUCCGACAGUUUCACGUAACACUAAUUCUUCUCCGCGUCGAUUCUGUUUACAGUUUUUUGUUUCGUUUGUUUUCGUCACAGCUUCUGAACUCUGACGUCAAACAACAGUUGUCGGAUGUUUGACCUCUGACCUCGGCCGCGUCAGUGGGCUCAUCUGUUAUUAACAAUCUGCCACUGGCCGUGUUAACGUAACUAAUUUAACCUCAAUUAAUAAAAAGUGACAUUCA